UUAUAUAUUUAUCGUCUAUCAUGUAUGUGCGUCAUCGUCAUCAUCAUCAACGUCGUCUUCAUCAUCGUCUUCGUCAUCAUCAUCAUCGUCUUCGUCAUCAUCAUCAUCGUCUUCGUCAUCAUCAUCAUCGUCUUCGUCAUCAUCAUCAUCGUCUUCGUCAUCAUCAUCAUCGUCUUCGUCAUCAUCAUCAUCGUCUUCGUCAUCAUCAUCAUCGUCUUCGUCAUCAUCAUCAUCGUUUGGUUUGUUUGUAUACUAUUUUGUAUUUGUUUGUUCGUAUAUUUGUAUCUGUUUGUAUCAGUUUAUAUACACACGUUUUAG
This is a messenger RNA of Helobdella robusta, 318 nucleotides long. RefSeq lists its product as hypothetical. The annotation marks the transcript as partial. NCBI's taxonomy places the organism in Eukaryota, Metazoa, Annelida, Clitellata, Rhynchobdellida, Glossiphoniidae. The transcript has 2 exons. The record is from RefSeq and is a predicted model, not a curated record.